This is a messenger RNA of Cajanus cajan (pigeon pea), 802 nucleotides long. RefSeq names its product chaperone protein dnaJ 20, chloroplastic. Lineage: Eukaryota; Viridiplantae; Streptophyta; Magnoliopsida; Fabales; Fabaceae. Gene Ontology annotation, cellular component: chloroplast. The record is from RefSeq and is a predicted model, not a curated record.
ACAACUAAUUAGAGCAAUGGAUGUCUUAAGCCUAAGUUCAAGCCUUAAUAUUUCCAAGCCAUUCAACUUCCGUCCACUCUCUAAGAAACAGCAGAGAAAUCCUGGUACGCAGUUUUGUGUUUCAUGCAUAGCCACGAAGCAGCGUGGAGGUGUUGAUGAAAACUUCUACAAAGUACUAUCUCUGAGUCCGAACAGUGCAAGCAUGGAUGACAUAAAGAAAGCGUAUAGAUCAAUGGCGCUUCGGUACCACCCUGAUGUGUGUCAUGAUAGUUCCAAGAAAGAAGAAUCAACGAGGAUGUUUGUGCAACUCAACGCAGCUUAUGAGACGUUGUCGAAUCCGAGGCUCCGAGAAGAGUAUGAUUAUGAGUUGGGUUUGAGAAGUAAAAUGAGUGUUGGUGAUGAGAGUUGGAGAAGUAGGUGGCAGGAGCAAGUGGCUGAGUUGAAGAGAAGGUCUCAUAGAAGAAUGGCACGAAAGGAGGGAUCAUCAUGGGGUAGUAGAAUCAGGGCACAAAACAUCAAAUGAAAUAUUCAAACUAUACUUUCUCUCCUAAUUAAUGAUUCUGAAUAUUACUGCUGUAUGAACUUUUCAUGUCUGGGCUGUUCGUGGCUACAAAUAUUCAUUAUAAGCAUUAUAAUAGUUUAAAAUCGUUAAUGUAAUCUAUAUGUCUAUAAAUAAUAUAUACAAAUUAAUCAAACUUUUAAGUAGCAGCAAACAUUGUCUGAUCUUUGAUCCGCUUGGAACUUUUAUAGUAUUCCACUGUUCCAAGGUUCAGGCUCAGUAUUGGUUUUGGCACCUGGAUAU